AUGGAUAGUUGCAAGGUAAUGUCUACUCCAAUGGGAUCCGGAUCUUAUGUUGAUCAAUAUGAAUCAGGUGUUUCGGUUGACAUAACAAAGUAUCAAGGUAUGGUUGGUUCCUUACUUUAUUUGACGGCAAGCCGUCCUGAUAUUAUGUUCAGUGUGUGUCUUUGUGCUCGUUUUCAAGCCAAUCCAAAAGAAUCACAUAUUACCGUUGUUAAGAGGAUCAUGAAGUAUCUCAAGGGAACAACAAAUGUCGGCAUAUGGUAUCCUAAAGGUAGUAUUUGCAAAUUAGUUGGUUAUUCUGACGCUGAUUAUGCAGGAAGUAAAACUGAUCAAAAAAGUACUAGUGGUACAUGUCACAUCCUUGGAAAUGCAUUAGUAUCGUGGGCUUGCAAGAAACAAGCUUGUAUUGCUCUAAGCACUUCCGAAGCGGAAUACAUAGCAGCAGCAUGCACAUGA
Lathyrus oleraceus (garden pea) is the source of this 453-nucleotide messenger RNA. RefSeq names its product secreted RxLR effector protein 161-like. Bases 1 to 453 code for a protein of 150 amino acids. NCBI's taxonomy places the organism in Eukaryota, Viridiplantae, Streptophyta, Magnoliopsida, Fabales, Fabaceae. The record is from RefSeq and is a predicted model, not a curated record. The transcript has 2 exons.